CCGGAGUGCGGAGGAAGUGUCAGUCAUUCAAAAAACAAGCGAGUUCGGUGUCAACUAGAUGUAGAUUUCGGUGCUACAAACCUGCGUUUGUUUCUAUAAAAAUUUCCAUGUUCGUUUGAAUAUCACCGCUGACUUACUGUCAGCUGGAUGCUCGUGUCUAGACGGGUUUUAAUCACUCGGCGAAUGUAAGCGAAGUGAAGUGAGAGAGUGGACCACAUUAUGAAGGCGCUGAUCCUGGUCGGGGGCUACGGCACGAGGCUUCGGCCGCUCACUCUGAGUGUGCCCAAGCCCCUGGUGGAGUUCUGCAACAAGCCCAUCCUCUUGCACCAGGUUGAAGCCCUGGUCAAGGCUGGAGUCAACCAUGUAAUCCUGGCUGUGAGCUACAUGUCUGACCUACUGGAGCGAGAGAUGCGAGCCCAGGAGCACAGGCUUGGAAUAAAGAUUUCCUUGUCCCAUGAGAAAGAACCCUUGGGAACAGCGGGGCCCCUUGCCUUGGCCAGGGAGCUGCUGACAGACAACACGGACCCCUUCUUUGUGCUUAACAGCGACGUCAUCUGCGACUUCCCCUUCGAAGACAUGCUCAAGUUCCACAAGCACCAUGGAAAAGAAGGCACUAUUGUGGUAACCAAGGUGGAGGAGCCCUCCAAGUACGGUGUGGUUGUUUAUGAGGCCGAGAGCGGCUGCAUCCACCGCUUUGUAGAGAAACCACAGGUGUUUGUGUCUAACAAGAUCAACGCGGGGAUGUACAUCUUCAGCCCUUCCAUGCUGGAUAGGAUACAGCUGAGGCCUACUUCCAUUGAGAAGGAGAUUUUCCCAAACAUGGCCCAGGAAGGGCAUCUGUAUGCUAUGGAGCUCCAGGGGUUCUGGAUGGACAUUGGCCAGCCUAAGGACUUCCUAACAGGAAUGUGCAUGUACCUGCAGUCUGUGAGGCAACACAGUCCAGAGAAACUGCGCACAGGACCUGGUUUCUUGGGCAAUGUCCUGGUGGACCCUACAGCUCAGAUUGGGGAGAACUGCACCAUCGGACCCAAUGUGACGUUGGGGGCUGGGGUGGUGCUGGAGGAUGGUGUGCGGAUCAAGCGAUGCACUGUUCUGAAGGGGGCCCGUGUGCGCUCCCACUCCUGGCUGGAGUCCUGCAUCGUGGGCUGGAGUUCCUCUGUGGGCCAGUGGGUGCGAAUGGAGAAUGUGACUGUUCUCGGAGAAGACGUGAUCGUGCACGAUGAGCUGUACCUCAACGGGGCCAAUGUGCUGCCUCAUAAGUCCAUCACAGACUCUGUGCCUGAGCCACGGAUCAUCAUGUAGGCUGGAGUCCCGUCCUCAGGCGUGUCGGCUGGCUGUGGGUGGAGGGUGAAAGGGGCUUGGUGCCGGAAGGCCCAGGGCAGACACUCGGCUCAGUGCCUGCCAGCAGCAGUGGAGGCUCGCCAAACAGAUGACGGAAGAGAGAUUUAGAACUUGGACCGUACAAGAUUCACUAUGCAUAACCGAUAAUAGCUGGCAGUUGUCAUACAGAGUGUGGGAGUGAAGAUUGUUUGCAUAUAUAUAUGUCUGUGUGCCUGUUGGUGAGAGCGCAAGGAUGUCCUGAAUGUAUAGUGUGCUGGCUCAUGAGCUUGCUAGAGUUUGGAGAUGGGAUGUGGGAAUGUUAGGGGGAUUAGACCUUACUUAAAAAAUUGGAGGUGUUCGGUUUGUGUGCACACAAGAGCAUGUAGGAGUGGUUGGAUGUAACCACAGUACAUCAGCAGUGACAGAAUUGCAUACUCCUGUGGCAGCGGGUUAAACUUGUUUGAAGAAAUAUUUAUAUUUUUGUGAAUACUCAUGAGGCAUGCGAGGAAAGGACUGCAAGGUUAUGGUUGUUUCAAUGCAAACAAUGCCUUACGUUGGUUGUAUCUGGUCUUACUAUUGCAUCUCUGUUGUCAUUAGCCAACAACCAUUGUGCCCUGUGUCAGUAUGAACAUGAACAACGAAAUGACUUCCCGUCAUGUCAAAGAUUCUAUUUAACCAUGAUUCAACAGCCUUAACUUUAUGUAGAUGAAGUUGAGCUUGUAAAUCAAUGCUGUUCCUAAGCCUCCAAAGUUUAAAGAAACAUCACAACCCAUUCGCUUCAAAUUGAGGCUUGUUAUUUUUAAGACUGUUUAGAACUUUUAAAAUAUGGUAAUUAGUUUUGGUGGUUUUGCUCUGUGACAAAUCACAACUGUAUUGUCCUGACAGUAUAAUGGGGGAACUAAUGAAGGAAUAAAGGGCAGCACCUAGCGUAGAGAUUAGAGCCUUUGCUUUUUCAUCAAAGAACACAGGUUCAGAUCCCACCCACAACAGUUCUAGGUCUCAGCCAGGUACUUACCCUAAAUUUCUCAAGUAAAUAUUGCC
This is a messenger RNA of Scleropages formosus (Asian bonytongue), 2361 nucleotides long. It is a transcript of the gene gmppb, whose product is annotated as GDP-mannose pyrophosphorylase B. Gene Ontology annotation, molecular function: GTP binding; mannose-1-phosphate guanylyltransferase (GTP) activity. The record is from RefSeq and is a predicted model, not a curated record. Gene Ontology annotation, biological process: GDP-mannose biosynthetic process. NCBI's taxonomy places the organism in Eukaryota, Metazoa, Chordata, Actinopteri, Osteoglossiformes, Osteoglossidae. The coding region runs from base 220 to 1302 and encodes 360 amino acids. The transcript has 10 exons.